AUGAAAGGACUCUCCACGUCGCCGGUGAGAAAAAACGACGGUUUCCACCGCUACUUGAAGCCAGGGGCUCUUGCUCAGAUUCGUAACUCUAGAAUCAACGCUAGAUCCAACUCUCCUUUGACUCGCUCUCUCCCAGACCGAGUCGACCCGCCUUCGCCUUCUUCCCAGAGCCCUGUCGCAGAGGCGCCGACGAUGGACCAGAUGCCUGAUCUCUUGAGCAAGAUCUAUGGUCCGUAUCGCAUCGGUCGGAAGAAACUGGGUCCUGCUAGAUCUGUCUUGCGGACGAUGAUGAACUUGAACCCUUCUCCAAACUCUGUACUUGAAUCCAAUAAUGGUAACAGCAACGUGUUGAGUAACGAUGUUGUACUUGCUCAUUGA
Thlaspi arvense is the source of this 378-nucleotide messenger RNA. Lineage: Eukaryota; Viridiplantae; Streptophyta; Magnoliopsida; Brassicales; Brassicaceae. The record is from the annotation of a GenBank genome assembly.